Messenger RNA from Triplophysa rosa, 1010 nucleotides. RefSeq lists its product as uncharacterized. Bases 258 to 1010 code for a protein of 250 amino acids. Gene Ontology annotation, molecular function: ubiquitin-protein transferase activity. The transcript has 7 exons. Lineage: Eukaryota; Metazoa; Chordata; Actinopteri; Cypriniformes; Nemacheilidae. The record is from RefSeq and is a predicted model, not a curated record.
CUGUUAAGGCUUGGGUUACAGAACCAGAUCCUAGCAAGGCUGCCCUACUGUAUGUUGAUUCAGCACUUGAAGAAAAACAGAACAAUCCAACUCUGAAUUUCAACCUGAAUCUUAGAGAUUCCUUGGAGGACAGAAACAGGGCAAUCAUCUGUUUCUAUAAAAAGCCAAAGGUGGAGUGGGCUACUCCACUACAGUGCAGGCUGAUUGGUGAUUGUGCCAUUGGAGAUGGAGUCAAGAGGCAUGUUCUCUACACAGUAAUGGAAAAUGUUCAAAGUGGCUUUCUCCUUGAUGAAGAGAAAGGAGUGAAAACUUUGCUCUUUGAGGGAGAACAGGACCAUCUCAUUCCCUCCACCUCUCGAGCACUUUUGGAAAGUGAUUUCUUUGCUGUGGUUGGACGGAUUAUUGGGCACUGCUUUUUAAACCGAGGCCCACACUUUACUGGACUGAGCCCUUCAAUUAUGCACGUACUGUUUGGUGGGGAACCAGAGACCGCAACAAUAACCGAAUCGGACUGUGUGGACCAGGAUGUUCGGGAAGUUAUCCAGUUGCUGGAACAUAACACUGACUUCUCUGAAGAGCAAAGAUCACAGGUACUUGCUGUAACCCUCCCCUGGGAUUUACCUGGGGUUACUUCUGAAAACAGGUGGUGGCUGAGGGAGAAAAUUCUUCUUCACUCUGUUCUGGGAAGGACGACACAGCAGGUGAAGCAAUUGAGAAAAGGUCUAAAAGACACAGGUGUCUGGGACUUUUUUAGCUCAAGGCCAGAUGCUGUACCCAUUUUAUUUCCUAGGACCUGUGACACCAACCUAACACCACAGAUGAUUCUGCACAAGAUUAUCUGGCCAAGGGACGAAGAUAUAGAUGAGGAUAUGCUCAGCCUUGAGGAUCAACAAAGAGCAAUACGUUUCCUCAGAAGAUUUAUAGAGAAUGAUAUGCCUUUUUAUCCCAUAAUUACUACAAAAACCUUAUACCAAAAAUAUACUUCAGCUGCAUGCAUACUGUCCGUGUGA